CGAGUAGGUUAAUACACUGCAACUUCAAGCAUGCAUUCCAUUAUACGAAAUGGGGAGCGUGGGUUUACCAGACUAGCUAUUUAUCAAUAACAUUGGGAUUCUACGAAAUCUAUUUCUUGUCUUCAAUUAAUUUAUUAGGAAGUCGUCAGAUGGUUUAGAUAAUUUACGCCUUUAUUAUAGAUACGUUCCAUUUGAUAAGUGAUAACAGAGUGAUUUUUUAUUCAUUUGCAAUCUAAAUCGCGCAUUUAAGUGUAUGUAGUGUUAUAGUGCUCAUAAGAACUACAUCAGUUUAGACUACGAUGUAUUAAUACACUUUAUAAGUGGAAUAUAAUUUGCUUCAUGUUGUGGUAACAAAAAAAAUCUCAAAAUGACAGAUUCCAAUAAUGAUAGGAAAGAAAUGAUGGAUGAAAUAAUAAACAAAAAAAAAAUGGGUGAUAAAAAGUUUCACUCGGAGUCGUCCCUGCAGAAUCUUGAUGAAGAAAUCGGGCUAGAAACACCGGACCCUGGGGUGUUAAACAAAGCAAUCAAUGGAGCCGCAGUCACAGAUGACUAUCCGGAGCGUCGCCGGACCAUGUCCCAGCCUGGACCAGUCUCUGGGGGUUUGGUGACGGCCACAGCUGCCAGAGCAGCAAGAAAACGACCUCCGAGAAGUGUGGCUUAUGCAGAUGAAGCUGAACAGCUACCGAGGCUUGGCUUUUUGAACAAAGGGGAUGAUUCUGGACUAGCUACGCCUACAGGUGACCGUUACAGCCCCAUAGUUUACCUGAAUGGAACUAUGAGGAAUGGAGACGCCAAAUCUUUAAACAGUUACCGAAUGUUCGCUUCGACUAAUGACUUCCGCGGGGUCGGCACGCCGCGCAAGAGGUCCGUGGCCACCAUGGACGCCCAAUCACUUCGCUCUUUGGAAACACAAGCACCGCCACCGACCAGCCCCGAAGAUAACAAGAAGAUGACCCAGAAAUAUCUCACACUAGUCAUAGGCUGUAUAUAUGCCACAGUAUUAGUCACGAUGGGUUUCAUUGUGUACAUCAGCAGUCCCGUUGUGGGGAAUGAAAUAUCUAUAUAUUUCUCUAUCGUCCUUUUAAGUAUUGGAAUGCUGUAUCAUUUAUAUUUAUUAUUCGACAUAAGCCGAUAUAAAUCCAUAGCGUUGAAAAAUCAGAGAAUCAAAGCCUUGCAUGAAGAGAAAGUGGCGGAUUACUUUAGGAGACAAGAGGAGGAAUAUAUGAAUACGCCAAAUGGUGAUCGGUCACCGGAGAACCGGACAGUACCGAUUCCACAACCGGUACUAAUACCGCUUUCGCACGACUAUUGCUUCAACUACGGAAGACACUCUGGCAGCUUCUUUCUCAAACUAGGAGCUGCUGCAUUCGCACUGGGCCACCUGAUCCACUCGACACUUUUGAUCGCCGUGCAAAUAGCCCAGCUGUUGGACGAAGAUGUUGACAAUGACGACUGUGUGGUCAUAUCGCAAGUGGUGCUGGACGUUCUUUCGCCCUUCUACAGCUUUGUGCAGCUUUAUUUCAUCUUUAAAUACUCCAACGUCAUCAUAUUGAAAUCACCUGGCCUUGCACACCUUGCCAUAAUGCAUAUAAUCGGCAGCAGCCUAUGUUUCUGGUUAUCAGCGAUCGUAAGAGAAACAAUACUGGCACUGACACUAUACGCCAACUCUAUUUACGGGAAUAACACUGAUUACGAUAAUUUUGUCACAGGUUUUUCAGAAGCAGAUUCCCGUUUCAUAGAUAUAAGUAGUCUCUACAAUUCGCAUUGCGCCGGAUCAACUUCACUGAUGGAUAUUAUUCAAAACAUAUCACCAUACUUAUAUCCAUUUAGUGUGGAAUUUAAUAUUCUAAUUGUGGCUAUAUACUACAUCAUUUGGAGCAACAUUGGCCAUUGCAAGAGUGAGGACACUUCAGAGUCUGAAACCUCGAGCUUGAUGGACAACGCAACUGUAUGCAGAAUCCCCACUGCACACGAGGACAACGACUACACGAGUAACAUUGUAAUCCACGCAGACUGCCACGCCUCCAACCGCGGCUUGUUCGUCGGCCUUAUCCUCAUGGUCAUCGUCGCGGGAAUGCUCAUCAUUGGUUACGUUUUCAACAGCGUAGGCGAAGAAUUCUUGGGAGUUGGUCAUCUACUGGGCGACUGCACAAUGCUGAGCAUGCACGUUAUUCUGCUGUUCGCGGUAGUCUUCGCCUUUAAUCAAUUAAGGAAAUUGGAUAUCAACGAACAUCCGAUAUCUCUGUUGGAUGACGUACUCCUGUUCAUAUGCAUACCCGCCUUCGUGCUGGAGACGACGUUCUCUCUCGUGGCCACUGUGAGUCUCACGAACGCUGUCGCAAUAGCUAAUUACACAAUCAUGGCGGUUCAAGUACUAGUUCAAACGCCACUCAUCAUGGACGGUCUCCGUCGGUGCAGCAACUCGAAGAAACUUCGCCGCACCAAACCCGGAAGAGAACUUCUUAUGUUCCUCAUCAUCGCCAACGUGGCCAUGUGGCUCUUCUACACCUUCAAAUACAAGUCACCAGACAGCCUGGACGAAAGAUACACCUUCUACGGCAAAGUGCUCUGGUCUAUACUGGGCCACGUCGGUCUACCCCUGAUUAUGUUCUACAGAUUCCACUGCAGCGUAUGUUUCGCCGAUAUUUGGGACUCCGCGUAUAAGCCGGGCUCUGAGCACUAAAUAAUUAAAUAAAGGUAAUGUAAGCUGCUAAUGAAAAAAAAUAUUUAUGAUUAUACUAAGUUUAAAUAAAUAAAUAAAUAAAUAUUCCCAACACUCACACCAAUUAGCCUAGCCCCAAAGUAAGCACUAUAAGGCUUGUGUUAUGGGAUACUAGGGUAACGGAUAGAAUACAAAUUCUUUACUUAUAUAAGUAUAUUUAUAUAGAAAUACAUAAAUAUUAAACAUCCAUGACUGGAGUACAAAUGCUCGUGUUCAUCACACAAACAUCUGCCCCCACCGGGAUUCGAACCCGGGACCUCUCGAGUCGGCGACGCCAUGAAACCCGGCGUACAAACCACUCGGCCACGGAGGUCGUCAAAGCAAGUUUGGGCUUUGAAUAUGAAGAAAUUUUGUUCAAAUAUGAUAUCCGUGGUGUGAGUGGUAUGGACAUCGAUUUUCAAGGUGUCCGCAUUAAGUCUGCUCAUGGUCGGUCUCCGUCGGUGCAGCAACUCGAAGAAAUUCCGCCGUACCAAACCCGGGAGAGAACUUCUUAUGAUUCACAUCAUCGCCCACAUGGCUACGAGGUUCUUCUACACCUUCAAAUUAAUGUCACCUGACAGCCUGAACGAAAGAUACCCCUACCCCUACUACGGUUAAGUGCUUUUGUCUAUACAGGGCCACGUCUGUCUACCUCUGAUCAUGUUCUACAGAUUCCACCGUAGCGUGUGGUUCGCUGAUAUUUGGGACUCUGGGUUUAUGCCGGGUUCUGAGCAUCUAAUAUAUGAAAGUAGUUUAAGGUACUUAUGAAAUAAGAUAUUUAUAAGAUUUGGCUACGAAUAUGAGCGAAUAUUAUACAAUCUUAACAAAGGUUUGAGUUGUUCCCGUAUUUUGUUUGCAUCACUCAAAUAACUGUAAUUGACAGGGUCAAAAUUAAGGACGCGUUCCCAUUAUGUCGUUACGAAAAAUCAUCGUUUCAUAUAAAGCGUCGUGGCUUGUAUAUUUCAAUGGUUGUUCUUUUGUUUGCUCUUUUGUUUGCUCAUAGUAUAAAAUAUAUUAUGUAAAAUCCAUUCUAUUUCGAUAUCGAAUCGAUUUUAUAUACAUAUUUCAAUCGAUCUUCGUCAAUAUGUAAGAACGCAUCGAAAUACGCCGUACGACCGAACUGGUCUCUCUGAUACGCGACGAAAACACCAAGUCUGCCCUUUAGUACGCACUAGCACUAGUUUUGCCAAGCGAAAUUAUUUUUUCCUUCAUUGCUACCUGUAUAAUAAAAUUAACAAAAUUCUCAAAAUCCACCAUAUACAGAUGUCGGAAAUGAAGAGAGUAAUCUCAAAUUGGCUAUUGCAACUGGAUUAUGACGCUACAGAAAAAUUAUUAACAACUGCUUUUUAAUUUGUGAAAUAGGUAUGUAUACUAUUUAUACUAUGUAUGUAAUAUAACAUACACACAAACACACACUUGCUAGUAUUUAAAAUAUAUAGACAUUUAAGCGUUAUCCUGUAACCCGCAUUUACUGAUAAAUGGCGGUAACUUUCUUUUUCUUUUGCUUAUAAUUCUGUUAUUAAAUUCACUAUGGUUCUGUAACAUUCAAUGUAACAUUAACUGAUAUGUACUAAAGGAUUCAUGUAAUGCAUAAGAAUCUCUAGCAAACGGGCUUUAAGAGGAUUUGAGCCUGGGGGUCGUAACACAGGUUUUGUAACCUAGUACAAUCCCCAGCUCUCUCAAAGAACUGCAUUGUUAUUACUGUUUUGUCAUUCAAUACCCUUUAAUUAACUAUAAUGUUACUUUGUGACUUUGUGAGAGAAAAUAAAUAAAUCAUUCAUUCAAUAUGUUAUUCCUUUACGGAAAAAAAAGUCGUGUUAAAUGAUUGGUUUUUUAUAGACACACGAUUUUGUAGAGGGCAUAAUCGUCCAUGGGUGGCUAUCAUCACCUGCAAUCGUGAGUAAUCGAUAAAUUGUCGGUAAAUACCUCAAAGAGAUGCGUGCCGGUGGUUGCCAUGCCGCUGUCACUUCGACGUCCAUCUUCAACAGACGAAAGAGACGUAAAUAAACAGUCACGAUUGUCGGAGAGCAAACCAUCAUCGCGGGAAUGAUAGCCACUUUUUUAAUCGUCAAUCAUGGGCCAUUUUGAAGAGGCACCUAUAGAGUAUAGAAGGCCGAAGCGACGCAAAUCGGCCGAAUUGCAUCGCAUCGCUCCUUUAGGAUAUACAUGUAAUUAAAAUCUUCAUUCGACUCGAUAUCGCUCGCAUGACAUCGUAUCAUGAGUAAACAUGCUAACGAUAAACAGUCGAUAUAAUGGGAAUAGCUAGAGACGACAGUUGUUCAACGAUAAAAUAUACGUCAAGGCAUAGUGGGAACGCGCUCUCAGGCCCCGGGGGCUAACGGAAAUACUAUGGCUACCGCUAUAGCUUACUAUUUUAUUUCAUCAUGUCUGACUGCCGAAGGUUUUCAAAUACUUUACUCUCAUUUUUUUUGAUAUGGUUGUUACCAAUACAAAAUAAAAAAAGAGAGCGCGGGGCAACCAAAAACCUUCGGCGGUCAGAAAUAAAAAAAAUGAAAACGUAAGAGAUAACGAGAGCCAUACCAAUCCCGUUAGGCCAUUGGCACCCUGUUGUUUAGAUCGGUAGUAAUAGUAAAAGUUAUGUAUUUAACUUGAAAUUGACUAGUAGUCACAUCUAACUUUAAAUCAAACGAUGAGCCCUAAGUAGUAUAUGAUCUUACACCAUCUUUAUUAAUAAAUAAGGUCAAUCAUAGUGUUUAUAAGUAUUUAUAUGACCUUAUAUUCUUCUGCAUAAUAUUUAUGUGCUUAGUCUUUUAUAGAGAUAUUCUUUUAAGAUAAUAAAAAUAUUAGUAUAUAUUGAUAGGUAAAAAUUAUAUCGCAUAUAAAGAAUAGCAUGCUAACAUAAAUCACAAACAAAUAUAGAUUGUAGUUACAUACGAACUAAGCAGACUGUCAUUAUCUUGUAUAGAAUAAUUAUUAAGUUACCGGUAAAAAGUGAAUUUAUAAAUAACCCUUGAUGGAAUAAAUUAACUACAACAUGAUUUAAUUUUUUAUUUAC
Messenger RNA from Chilo suppressalis (striped riceborer), 5717 nucleotides. NCBI's taxonomy places the organism in Eukaryota, Metazoa, Arthropoda, Insecta, Lepidoptera, Crambidae. The record is from the annotation of a GenBank genome assembly.